GAGAUAUGAAACAAUGAGUGUAAAUAUAGUUUUUGUUCUCCUUUCCAAUUUUUUAAUACGCAGUAGUGCAUCCACGGAGAGACACAAAUCAUUUGCUGAAGAGUGUUUUGAAACACAAUCUUGGUGUUAUUACUUACUACUAUUACCUUCCACCUUACCAGUUGCUAUCGCAGCCAUCUGUCUCAAUCGUCUAGGGUUACGUUUCUUUCGACACAACUAGAAGAUGAUCAUCAGGACAUGAAAGAUGACACAGACAUCAGAUUUCGUAAAGCUAUUCAGGUCUGACUUUGCAUUGAUUUGUAAUGAAAAUUCAAAAGAUUCUGUGGAAAUUUCCAAACAACUUCUAGACUUAUUAGAACAGCAAGAGUUGAAAGGGUACUUGCGAAGUAGAGAUGCUAAAGAGAUCAACUCAUUGGAUCAGCAUUUUGCUGCACUUCAAAAUAGUAAAUACAUCCUCACAAUUUAUGACAAGGAUUUUAAAAAGGAUAACUUUGCCAUAUAUACCCAAGAGACUAUAUUUCGAACUUUGGUCGAUUCAGGAGAGUUACCACGGUUUAUUCCUAUUGUCAUUGGUGUCCAAAGACGAGACGUCGUACCAAGCUACAUCCCUAAUUUUUGUUUGGAGUUUGGGGACAAUUGGCAAGCAGACAAUAAACAGCUUGAGAGACUCAAAAAUACCAUCCAAGCUGACAUACCCCCCUCAAUGUUCGGUUUCUAAGCUGGAACAACAUGGAAAAUAUGCAGAUCACUUUCCAAGACAUAUUGACUGGUUGUAUAAUUGGUACUGCAUGCUCCCAGUUUUACACACCUAUGGACUUUACUACUUUAGUCCUUAUAAUAAUUGGUGGACAAUGUACACCAGGACUAAGACUGAACAACAUGUUAUAUUAAAGUAUAUAGUAUUAGGAAAACUAAAAUAUGGAUUAAGAAGCUGGGUUUGUGCCACUGUCAUUUCAUACAUGAGGUGGCAGUGGCACAAAAGCAAUAUGUACAAUAAAAUAUUAACAUUAUUUUUAAUUAUGUUUAAGUAUUUUUUAUUUUGUUAAUUUUGGUCAAAAGACUGUACUA
Owenia fusiformis is the source of this 1068-nucleotide messenger RNA. Lineage: Eukaryota; Metazoa; Annelida; Polychaeta; Sabellida; Oweniidae. The record is from the annotation of a GenBank genome assembly.